UCAGUUGAAGAAUCGACACGGUCACGCCCUGCAAUAGAUCGACGAUAUCUAUGUCUUCCACCGCACGCCGGGAUUCUGACACUAUUAUUAAUAUUUUUUUUGGUCGCUACAAGCUCCCAGACACAAGACUUCAUCGUUAAACGGAUCGGACAGGCAAGUGUUUCAGGCUUAUUCAUGAUCAUAACCUCACUCGUACAUUUGUAUGAUGCGCAUGAGCGGUCAUCGUGCUGGUAUCCGCCAGAGACCAUGGCAUAGGUGACA
Molecule: messenger RNA, 261 nt
Organism: Suillus clintonianus
Lineage: Eukaryota; Fungi; Basidiomycota; Agaricomycetes; Boletales; Suillaceae
Exons: 1
Source: RefSeq, a predicted model, not a curated record